Otolemur garnettii (small-eared galago) is the source of this 4510-nucleotide messenger RNA. RefSeq names its product G protein-coupled receptor 156 (gene GPR156). The transcript has 10 exons. Gene Ontology annotation, cellular component: membrane; G protein-coupled receptor heterodimeric complex. The record is from RefSeq and is a predicted model, not a curated record. Lineage: Eukaryota; Metazoa; Chordata; Mammalia; Primates; Galagidae. The coding region runs from base 409 to 2805 and encodes 798 amino acids. Gene Ontology annotation, molecular function: G protein-coupled GABA receptor activity. Gene Ontology annotation, biological process: G protein-coupled receptor signaling pathway; gamma-aminobutyric acid signaling pathway.
CUGCGCGCAGCCUCGGGCCUGGCCCUUCUCGGCCGUCGGGGACCCAGUGAGGAACCCAUGUGGAGUCUUUGGAGCAGUGACUGCCAUCUGGUGGUAAGCCAGAAUCAUCACUUUGUGUAACCUGAUGGCUACUAAGAUGCCCACUCCUUGCUCAUGUUGUAUGCACUGGCGGUGGGGGGCCAGUUGAAGGAUGCUGGAGGGUGUCUGAUGAAGAAGCCUACUGAAAUAAUCCUUUGCCUUCCCCUGGAUGAGUUGUUCAUUCUGAAUUCUGAACCAGGAACCAAUCCAAAAUGAGGCCUCUGAAGAAAAGAUUUGAGUUGCUCUUGUGUUUUAGUCCAAGAUCUGCAUCUCUACUUGGGGAUAACCAAGACUGUGAAUAAGCACACACCAAGAGGGGCAUGUGGUGACAUGGAGCCUGAAAUAAACUGCUCUGAAUUUUGUGACAGUUUUCCUAGCCAGGAGCUGGAUCAAAGACCCAUUCAUGAUCUCUGCAAGACAACCAUUACAUCUUCCCACCAUAGCAGUAAGACCAUCUCUUCAUUAUCUCCUGUCCUCUUGGGUAUUGUUUGGACAUUUCUCAGCUGUGGACUUCUACUGAUGCUUUUUUUUCUCGCCUUCACAAUUCGCUGCAGGAAGAACAGGAUUGUGAAGAUGUCCAGUCCCAAUCUGAACAUUGUGACCUUAAUGGGCAGCUGUCUGACUUACAGCAGUGCUUACCUCUUUGGGAUUCAAGAUGUUGUAAUGGGGAGCUCAAUGGAAACUCUCAUUCAGAUAAGACUGUCCAUGCUAUGCAUUGGGACCUCCCUUGUGUUUGGCCCCAUUCUGGGGAAGAGCUGGCGACUCUACAAGGUGUUUACCCAGAGGGUCCCGGACAAGAGAGUGAUUAUCAAAGACCUGCAAUUGCUGGGGCUGGUGGCAGGCCUGGUGAUAGCUGAUGUGAUCCUGCUCGUGACCUGGGUACUGACUGACCCUAUCCAGUGCCUCCAGAUCCUCAGUGUCAGCAUGAUGGUGACAGGGAGAGAUGUGUCCUGCUCUUUGACCAGCACUCAAUUCUGUGCUUCCCGGUACUCGGAUGUCUGGAUUGCUCUUGUUUGGGGUUGCAAGGGUCUGAUGCUGCUGUGUGGCGCCUACCUGGCUGGCCUCACUAACCACGUCAGCUCUCCUCCUGUGAAUCAGUCCUUUACCAUCAUGGUUGGGGUCAACCUCCUGGUACUGGCUGCUGGGCUGCUUUUUGUGGUCACCAGAUACUUGCACUCUUGGCCCAACCUGGUCUUUGGACUCACAUCUGGAGGCAUCUUUGUUUGCACAACCACAAUCAACUGCUUCAUCUUCAUCCCCCAGCUGAAGCAAUGGAAGGCAUUUGAAGAGGAAAACCAAACAAUCAGAUGCAUGGCCAAAUAUUUCAGCACUCCCAGCAGAAGCUUUCCAACCCAGUAUGGUGAGGAACAGAACUGCCGCCCAAGAGGAGAGAAAAGUUCCAUGGAGAGGCUCCUCACGGAAAAAAAUGCUGUGAUUGAAAGCCUGCAGGAACAAGUAAAUAAUGCCAAAGAGAAACUAGUGAGGCUGAUGUCAGCUGAGUGCACCUAUGACCUCCCAGAGUGGGCUGUCCCGCCUGCCUCCUCCCAGAGCAAGGACGUCCAGACCACAGCCUCGGCCCGGCGGCCUUUGGAAGGCCUCUCUGGCUCUCAGAAUGAUACCAGUAUGGCUGCCCAGGACACCCAGCAUAGUUCAGUGCCCCCCUUAGGUGCACUAAGCCCUGAGAGGCCUGAGAAGGACACCAGCCCCUCCCCAGGGCAGCAGAAGAAGUCUGACCUGAAACGCUUUUCUGAUCAUUUAGACUCAUGUUACAGUCAGAAGGCACAGGCUGAGCAAACCAAGAACACAGAAGGAGGAGAGCAGGUAUCGAUGGUCCCCAGCCACAGCCUCCUACCAGCUAGAGGAGGCACUGAUGCCCAGACACUGAGGCAGCUGGAGAACUCAGAGGCACCCCCAGAGCAGCUGUCAAGGGUCAAUUCAGUGAUCAGGGAGAAACUUCAGGAAGUCUUACAAGAUCUGGGCCUAGGCCCUGAGGCUCCACUGUCCUCCUCCCCAGCUCGGCCCCAGCAGCUAUGGAAGACCAGUGCUGCCUUAGGCCCCCAGAAGAUGCCCGUCUCCAAGGAGCUGGGCUUCAGCCCAUACCUGGUUAGGAGAAGGCGGGCAGCUCAGCGUGCUUGCUCGCGCCUUCCUGGCUCUGUACCCUCAUACAGACCAAAUAGGGCUUUUCCUGGGGCACACUGUGGGCUGAAUGUGCAGAAUGCAGACAGCCCUAGCCUGGCCCCCCAAACUGCUGAUUCCAGGGGACCACGACCUUCUUCCAGGAAGCCUCCUCUCCUUCCAGAUCUUCAAGGCAGGCCGAGCACCCUAGAGGAGAACAAACAAAGCCAGAGAGAUCCCCAGGGGACUGCAGGGAGCGACGCGGCCUUUCCUUACCAGCCUCCUGGUCCUGCUGCCCCACGUCUACCCAGACCCUCACCUGACUUGCCUGAGCAGUGGCAGCUGUAUCCCCCCGCGUCCCCAGGCUGUCCCUCCCUGUCUUCUCAGUACGACUACUUUGACACUGAGUCCAGCAGCUCAGAUGAGUUCUUCUGCCACUGCCACCGGCCCUACUGUGAAAUCUGCUUCCAGAGCUCCUCUGAGUCUAGUGACAGUGGCACAUCAGACACUGACCCUGAGCCUGCCAGGGGGGUGGCUUCCUGGGAAAAGCUGUGGGCCCGCUCCAAGCCCAUAGUGAACUUCAAAGAUGACUUGAAACCCACACUGGUGUGAACAGCAGCAGAGCUGGUCUGGACCUACAGGUGAGUCCAUGAGAAGCCAUACGAAGGCCCUCAGGCAGAGAGCCGAUUUCUGGUCUUUGGGGAACAGACCAGUGCCCCGCAUUCAACCAGCCCUUAACGUGUUUCGGCUAUGCUCCAGCUUGCUCACCGUGUUACUGUGAGCACUUCUUGAUCUAUAAAAAGAAGGGUAUUGCCUGUCUUCUUACUACCUCACAACAUCACUGUAAAAGACUCCAGCUGAGUGACCAUAAAAGAUACUGACUCCUUAGAUGAAAGGAGCUAAAUGAGCACAUAGGGUUUCUGUCUGGGUCAGCCUGCAUUCUACAGAACUAGUAAUAUGUGAUACAUAGCAGGUGGACGGCUGAAUGGACAGACAGGCAGAGAAAUGGAUAGGAAAUUUCUGCAGAACUUGCACCAUGGGGUCCAACGGGCCUUUAGGUGGACAGACCUGCCAGGAAGGUGGUAGUUUUGUUUCUGCCAAAGGCUGUGAACAGCACCACCCUGAGAUUCCGGUUUCUGGACCGACUGAACUCAGAGCCACAUCUACACUACUGUUUCUUGUUCACAUCUUUCCACUAUUAUGUCACCUUAGUAUUGUCCUUGAGACAGCCAGAUCUCCACACACCCAGAGGCUACCCAGAUCUUUCUCCUGGGUUCAGAAUGUGCCUGAGACCCAGACUGUCCCUUGCUCCAAUGGCCCAUCCCUUUGACUCUCCCACUGGUGCAAUUUUACACUGAGAGGAAGCACAUACCAGCACUCUCCAUUGGGGCAGGGGAGGUUUUGGUGCCACUGGGAUUACAUGACUACCAAUAACACACAAACCUGGAAGCCGGAUGAGGAAAUCAGAAGGAAGAAAUGAGGAAAGUCUAGCACUGUACUGGACAAAUUUCAGUGAUGCCUCAUGAUAGCCCUGUGGAGUAGACACUCUUGUUUUUAUAGAUGGGGAAUAUGAGGCUUAGAGGAAGGAAGUAACGUCCCUCAGCGCCAUACUGCUGGACAGCAGCCAAUGGAGGACUUACACCUCCUGCAACUCCAAGUUCGUGGACUUCCCUGGGGACACAACUCUUCACUCAUUCUUCUGGGAGUGGCAGGCGAGACUUGGUGGGCCAGACAGUAAAGCAAGGCCAGCGUGAGACACUCACAAUCUGGGAUAACAGAACUGAUUCUUCACCUUGGGAAACAGGCUUCCACUUCCUCACUGCCAUAGGGCACAGCCCCCCAGGGAGCUGGUGAAGGAUGAGCACCAGGAACUUGUCCUCUGCCAAAGCCGCAGGGGGAGCACAGCGGGGUCCACUCUGCUUGUUGCAGAGCUGGUUGUUAACAGGCUGUCCCCUGCCCCAGUCCCACGUGUACAUCUGUGGGUGUUCACGUGUUUAUGUGAAGGACGUUGGCCCUCAUUAGAUGUGCUCAGUGGGGGCAUUUGGCUCUACAGGUCUUGGAGAUUUAUCCUGGACUCUUGAGGCUGCUGACACCCCGUGAUUCCUCAGCCACUGGACCAACAGGCCCUCCUGGUAGCACAGCUUCUGACAUCUACUUUAACAUAUUAACUUCUUAAUUUAUUCUGUGUGUGGGUUUAUAAUUUGUUCUGUGUUUGCUGUCCAAGUGGUACUUUAAUAAAAGAGAAAUGCAAAGCUCUUCAGAAAUUUUAGUUUGGGGCUGGGGAAGAAGGGACCUGAGUAGAGUGAACCACCCAAAA